CGCGCGCCGCUCCCCGAGAACCCCGCGCGCCAGCCGGCCCGCUUCUUCCCAGCAGUCCCUGCCUAGCGGCCGUCCCCGGUGAGCAGCCGGGCGCCCGCGCGCCCGCCCCGAGCGCGCCGCCGCCGCCGCCAGCUCCGCCCCCUCCUCGAGCGGGCCGCGCGCUCCUGCGGCUCCGAGCAGUGUCGCGGGCGCGCGCGCCGCCGGCGGAGCCGCAGUUAAAAUGGUCCGAGCGGGACCUCGCGUUCCCCCCGCCGCCGCACUGACUGACUGAGCCGGCGAACCAGGCUUGGACUGGUCGCCCAGCCGGCAGGCUCGCUCCCUCCGUCGCGUCCCCAAAGCUCGCGCCCAUCGUUCUCCCGGCUUCCCGGGGCAAAGCAUGUAGCCCCCGUCGGGCGCCCGGGCGGCCCGCAGCUGACGCCCACCCCCCACCGUCGCGUGUGUGCCCGUGUGUGCGUGUGUGUGCGCAGGGCGGGCGACCCCGCAGCGGGCCUGAGGCCGAGCCAGAGAGCGGCCUGCCCCGCUGCUGGAGCUCGCCUUUCGGGGCCUCCUUACUUCCCUGUCCCGGUCCCUCUCCUCGGGGCCUUCUAUAUGGGCCACCUUCUCUCGAAGGAGCCGCGUAACCGCCCGAACCAGAAGAGGCCUCGCUGUUGCAGCUGGUGCCGCCGCCGCCGCCCUCUCCUCAGGCUGCCCCGCCGGACCCCGGCCAAGGCGCCCCCCCAGCCGGCGGCGCCCCGGAGCCGGGACUGCUUCUUCCGCGGGCCCUGCAUGCUCUGCUUCAUCGUGCACAGCCCCGGCGCGCCCGCCCCCGCCGGCCCAGAGGAGGAGCCGCCGCUCUCGCCGCCGCCGCGGGACGGGGCCUACGCCGCGGCCGCCUCCUCGCAGCACCUGGCGCGGCGCUACGCGGCCCUGGCUGCCGAGGACUGCGCUGCCGCCGCCCGCCGCUUCCUGCUAUCCUCUGCCGCCGCCGCCGCCGCCGCCGCCGCCUCGGCCUCGUCGCCCGCCUCCUGCUGCAAAGAGCUGGGGCUGGCCGCGGCCGCCGCCUGGGAGCAGCAGGGCCGGAGCCUCUUCUUGGCCAGCGUGGGGCCCGUGCGCUUCCUGGGGCCGCCCGCUGCCGUGCAACUCUUCCGGGGGCCGCCGCCGCCGGCCGAGCCCCCUACGCCCCCAGAGAUGGUGUGUAAGCGGAAGGGGGCCGGGGUCCCCGCCUGUACCCCGUGUAAGCAGCCCCGCUGCGGCGGUGGGGGCUGCGGCGGCGGCGGCGGCGGCGGCGGCGGCGGCGGCGGCGGGCCUGCCGGGGGAGGCGCCUCGCCGCCGCGGCCCCCCGACGCCGGCUGCUGCCAGGGCCCCGAGCAGCCACCGCAGCCUCUCUGCCCCCCGUCCUCCUCUCCCACUGCCGACGGUACCCCCACAGAGGCCGGCGGGGACGCCGUCCGAGCGGGGGGCACCGCCCCCUCGCCCGCCCAGCAGCAGCGUGAAUGCGGCGACGCGGACUGUCAGGAGCCCCCCGAAAACCCCUGCGACUGUCACAGGGAUCCACCCCCCGAAACCCCAGACAUCAACCAGCUGCCGCCAUCCAUCCUGCUCAAGAUAUUUUCCAAUUUAUCCCUGGAUGAGCGUUGCCUUUCUGCCUCGUUGGUUUGCAAGUACUGGCGUGACCUUUGUUUAGAUUUCCAGUUUUGGAAGCAGCUGGAUCUUAGUAGUCGUCAGCAGGUCACUGAUGAAUUAUUGGAAAAAAUUGCAUCGAGAAGUCAGAAUAUAAUUGAAAUCAACAUUUCUGAUUGUCGCAGUAUGUCUGAUACAGGCGUAUGUGUUCUAGCAUUUAAGUGUCCUGGACUUCUUAGGUAUACAGCCUACAGGUGUAAACAGCUUUCUGACACUUCUAUUAUUGCGGUUGCCUCUCAUUGUCCUUUACUUCAGAAAGUUCAUGUAGGCAACCAGGACAAACUUACUGAUGAAGGACUCAAACAGCUGGGCUCAAAGUGCAGAGAACUCAAAGAUAUUCAUUUCGGCCAAUGUUACAAGAUCUCAGAUGAAGGCAUGAUCGUCAUAGCUAAGGGCUGUCUGAAAUUACAAAGAAUAUACAUGCAGGAAAACAAAUUAGUAACAGAUCAGUCAGUGAAAGCAUUUGCUGAGCACUGUCCUGAACUUCAGUACGUUGGCUUCAUGGGUUGUUCGGUUACUUCUAAAGGAGUCAUUCACCUAACCAAGCUACGAAAUCUUUCCAGCUUGGACCUACGUCAUAUCACUGAACUGGAUAAUGAAACCGUGAUGGAAAUUGUCAAGAGGUGCAAAAAUCUUAGCUCUCUCAAUCUCUGCCUGAACUGGAUCAUAAAUGACAGGUGUGUGGAGGUCAUUGCAAAGGAAGGACAAAACCUGAAAGAGCUGUAUUUGGUGUCCUGUAAAAUCACAGAUUAUGCACUGAUAGCCAUUGGCCGGUACAGCAUGACAAUAGAGACUGUGGAUGUUGGAUGGUGUAAAGAAAUUACAGAUCAAGGAGCCACCCUGAUUGCGCAGAGCAGCAAAUCUCUAAGAUAUUUGGGACUGAUGAGAUGUGAUAAAGUCAAUGAAGUGACAGUGGAGCAGCUGGUGCAGCAGUACCCCCACAUCACCUUCAGCACCGUGCUGCAGGACUGCAAGAGGACCUUGGAGAGAGCCUAUCAGAUGGGCUGGACCCCCAACAUGUCUGCUGCCUCCUCCUAACACUCCUGCUCCCGCGUAGGUCCACUCGGAUCAGUCAGCAGGGCGGAGAGGAGCAGGAGAUUUGGGGCAGGCGAUCCCUUGGAAGGGUUUUAACUGUUCCACGUGUACGGGUGUACCCGAGUGUGUAUAUUUGUGUCUUGUUUGCAUACUGCAUAGCAUAAGCGCAAUUGCUAUUUGUUCCCAGGUGAGCUGGGGUUCUUUUUUUUUUCCUUAAAAAUUAAAGAUUUCAAAAGCCACACACACCUUUUAGUUUUUAAGUUCAAAGACUUGUUUCUCUAAAAAUUUUUUCUUCCUGUAGAACCAAAAAAACAUCGGUCUAUUAUUUUGAGCUUCUAACUACUGCCUCUUGAAGACGCCCCAAAAUAAAUGCAACUGUCUUGCCUUUUGAUGGGAUAGAAUCGUGCACUUCUGCUGAUCACCAGACCAGAAGUGAUGUUGCACUAAUUGGAAACCAGGAAACCAGUACCCUGCAAAAUUUCAAGCACGUACACACAUAUACGUUCUUACACUCCUUCAUAAACAUGCACACGUGCAUGCGUACACAACUCCAGGGCAGUUUCUUUCUAGACCAUUUCUGACACAGGGGCCUUCCUCCAGGUCACUGAGGAAACAUGUCAUCCACUGUGGCUCUGCCUAACUCACUGUAUCCACAGAUGGUCAACUUGCUAUCUGGAGAUGAUGUAGGGACUAGAGAGAAUUAAGCCUUCUGUGAAGUUUUUAUAUGGAGGCAACGAUCUGAACUCCCCUGGCCAGCUCACAAAAGUUAAUUAUUCAUUAUUUUGCAAAUGUGUUCUGUUGAGUCCUGAAUAUUUCAGUGAAGUUUUGUGUUAACGUUGUGUUAGCUUUUAUUUCACAGAUAGUAACUGGUCCAGAUAUAUUUUAAUGAUAUUUGGAGCUAACCUUAGCAUUCUCCACAUUAAAGGCACCAAUGUAAUUAAUAGUGCGCAGUUAUUUAAAAACAACCCUACCGAUCAUUUAUUUUUUUGUUAAUUUUGGUAAUUAUGAACGUGUAUUUCUGAAAUUUGGAGGUAGUCACAUGAAUAGAAAAUUAAUGAGUGAGAUAUAAGUAGACAAUCUUCCUAUUACUUUCUUUUUUUCUUUUUUUUUCUUUGCUUUGCUUUGAGCUUUAGAACAGGUUUUAUGGAUAUAUGCAUGUUAUUUUUGAAUAGUUCUUGUGCUACUGCAAAGAUCUAUUGCUGGUUAAUGUAUGAGUUAAGAGGAAAAAUUAGAAAGUCUUUUCAUUAAGAUUUUGUUUACACUUGUCAGAAAUAAGCAUUUCUUUGUUUAAAGAUUGCCAGCUUUCAGUUAAGACAAUAUCGAUAAGUAAAUGAAUAUGUGUUUUGAUUUCACACAUCUUUACAAUUAAUUCAUAGUAGGGACUCAGGCUCAAGUAAACUUGCCUGUGUCUAGAUUUAUAAUCAAGACCACAGGGAGCCUUUUUAAGCUAAAGAGUGAUCAUCUUUCACAGUAGAGCUAGAUACAAAACCCUGACUUGUGAGUUUGCUAUUUAUUCUCCCCCAAUGUGGACAUAACUGUUUUUUUUUUUUGGUCUUUAACAGAUAUACUAAGGUUUGAGUUUCACUUUCUGUAAGCCCCAAUAUGGCUAAAAUGAUACUAGCUGUAAGAAACAAAAUAUAGCUUUACAUUCAAAUACUAUUCACUUAUUUAUAAAGACUCCUUUUUUGUAAACACUGUUUCCUUUGAUUACGUCAACAUGUUUCUGAUGUGGCAUUGUUUUGCUUUUAAUCCCAAUCAGUUAAGAAAAUCUACUUAGUAAGCACCAAGGGUAUUUUUUCCAUCACUAGAUAGAUUACUAAUUUAAUUUGAAAGGAAUACAAUUUGUGUAAGAUUAAAAACUGUUUAUUAUUAAUAAAAGAGUUCGUCUUGCACAUCAAAUAGUAUCGUUUUCAUAUUCAUUUCCCCACCACUGAAAAAUAUUUUAAUUCACAAUAUUUUAACUGGUUUUUAAUCCAAAACUAAUUUAUAAGACAGUAUGUAUAGAAAUAGUAGCUUGAGUGAAUAAGCAAAAGUUUAAUUUUUAUAUACGUCACACUAUAUUUUAAAUAGUUAAAAAAAAAAGGGAGAGCCAUUGAUGAUAUGGAUGGUGCCAUUUCAGUUCAAAGUUGUCAUCUUUAGAGUGUUACAGUUUGCUUGUCAAAUGGUUUCAGAAGUGUAAAAUUGAUUUUUUUUAUAAUGUUGCGUUGUUUGAAUCUCAAAUACAGCACUAUAACAUGCUUUAGCUUGGGGGUGGGGUGGGGUGGGGAAUUUGCACUUAUUCUUUAAGAUGUUGACUAAUCCAGAAAGCCUGAUGCAACAUAACCUGGAAAACUGCUUUGGUAUAUUUGUAGAAAUCUGUAGAAACAUCAUAUCCAGCCUCAAAGCAUUAAUCUCAAAAAAACAACCAGAAAAAAAAAAAAAAGCAUCACCUUGAGUGAUCCUAUGAUGGUUGUUGAAUGUGUUCUCAUUAGAUGCUUUGAAAUGAGGCUUAAAAUGAUUUCUGGGCAAUAUAGUUUCUUGUUUUGCUUAGAAUGUCAUAAAUAUAUGUGAACACGUUUAAUGCAGGGCUUUGUAUCCUCUCCAAAAUGUCAACAGUAUUUUCAGAAUAAAGACUAUGAAAUAUAUUGCUGUAGUGAAAAAUUCUGGUCCUUUGUCUUUAAUGUCUUUUUGAGUGGAUAAAGGAAAUUCGCCCAGUUUGUAGUUUCUAUAUUUCCGUGAAUCUUUUGACCUUGCAAUGGGUUGCAAUAAAAGAGAAACAAAAUA
Molecule: messenger RNA, 5457 nt
Organism: Prionailurus viverrinus (fishing cat)
Lineage: Eukaryota; Metazoa; Chordata; Mammalia; Carnivora; Felidae
Gene: FBXL17
Product: F-box and leucine rich repeat protein 17
Exons: 9
Coding region: 589-2697 (702 amino acids)
Biological process (GO): SCF-dependent proteasomal ubiquitin-dependent protein catabolic process
Cellular component (GO): SCF ubiquitin ligase complex
Molecular function (GO): protein binding
Source: RefSeq, a predicted model, not a curated record